CAUGCGAUGGCAAAGCGAGACAUUCGGAUUCUUAUUGUUGAUAAUUAUGACUCUUAUACUUAUAAUCUCUUGCAAGCACUAGCCGAAGAGACUCUUUUAAAACCGAUUGUUAUUCAGAACGACGAUUACUUGUCUUUCGAAUCAUUUUCUUGUAGUGACUUUGAUUGCGUUAUUCUUUCUCCAGGUCCAGGAAGGCCAGAGAACUCUAAGGACUUUGGUCUCUGUUUCCAAAUUCUAAAAGAGUGGUCUCUUCCUUUGCUAGGCGUUUGUCUUGGCUUUCAGGGUUUGGUCUGGACUUUUGGUGGUGAAAUAGAACACGCGCCCGACGUAUGGCACGGACGUUUAAGUCGCAUAAAGCAUCAAGGUGUGGAUAUUUUUGCUAGUUUACCUGAGGUAUUCUCCGUGGUAAGGUACCAUUCACUGUGUGUGAAAGCUUCGACCCUUCCUGAUUGUUUGUACCCUCUUGCUUGGUCAUUAGAGGAUAAUCUACUUAUGGCUUGCAAACAUAAGGAAAGACCUGUUUUUGGAGUACAAUUUCACCCUGAAUCGAUUUGUACAGAGCAUGGCAAGCAGGUUCUGAGCAACUUCCUUGAUAUCGUGAUCAAAGAGAGGAAGCCAAUUAAUAUUUUUCGAAGCCAAGAAAAUUUUCUUCAGCCUAGGCUAAGCUCAAAAUCAACGUACACUGCGCAAAUUAAGCAAAAGUUUCGUGUGGUGUCGAAAUUGCUCAAGACACCCUUGAAUGAGUUAGAUAUUUCAACGCUAUUUCGAAAGAUUUAUGGAAAUUCAAAUGUGCCUUGUUUCUGGUUAGACUCAUCAUUGUCAACUGAAUGUGGUGAACAGUAUUCUUAUAUGGGAGAUUGUUCAGGUCCGUUCUCAGCGUAUUUCGAAUAUAAUGUUGAGCAUCAGGCAGUCGAGCAAUAUAGUUGUGGUGAUGACGCUUCUCUAAAAUUUACUAAUGUUUUCAAGUGUAAUAUAUUCGAUUUCUUGCAAAUGAAGCUCAAUGAAAGAGUAGUAGAUGCAGCGUGUAUUCCUCUUUAUGAGUUUUGUGGUGGUUUUGUUGGUUAUUUUGGCUAUGAAACCAAAAAAGAUUGUUGUCCAAUACGUAAUCGACAUAAGUCUUCGUUACCAGAUGCAGCGUUUAUGUUCUGUGACCGUUUCAUUGUAAUAAAUCAUCGUUCUAACACAGUUGAAGCUGUCUGUCUUGAAGAUAUGGUAGCAGAUAAUUCUGUGACUAGCAGACAGUGGUUUCAAUACAUUGAACUUCAAGUCAAAGAUGUUGCAGAGAACCAGGAGACACUGUUGGUAAACGAGCAAAACGAUGCCAUUGAGUUUCCAAAGUUUCGAUGGGAAAUUCCGGAACAAGAAUACAUUGAAAAGAUAAAGCGUUGUAAGACUUUUAUUUAUGAAGGUGAAACAUAUGAGAUAUGUUUGACCAAUCGAAUCCAUUUCGAGGGUCGAGUGGAUCCUUUUGCUGUUUACUGUAAUCUUCGGAAGAUCAAUCCAGCUCCCUAUUCCUGUUUUCUUCGUCUAAAGUCCUUAUCUGUGUGCUGUAGUUCUCCAGAGCGCUUUAUUCAUGUGAAUCGCAACAUGGUUAUCGAGUCGAAACCAAUAAAGGGAACCAUAAAGCGGGGAUGUACCCAUGAGGAGGAUAUUGAUUUAAAGAAAAAAUUGGAGAGUUCGGAAAAAGACUUUUCAGAAAAUUUGAUGAUAGUAGAUUUGGUAAGAAAUGACUUUGGAAGAGUUUGCCAUCCGGGAAAUGUAUGGGUUCCCAGUUUGAUGAAUAUUGAAAGUUAUGCCACUGUCCACCAGUUAGUUUCAACAGUACGUGGCAUUCUUGACGAAGAAACUCCUUUACUAGAAGCUCUACGUGCUACAUUUCCAAUGGGCUCCAUGACAGGUGCUCCUAAAGUGAGAACUAUGGAAAUUAUUGACCAGCUUGAAACUUCUGCUCGAGGCGUGUAUUCAGGAAGCAUAGGAUAUUUGAGCUUAAAUGGUGCCAUCAACUUGAAUGUCGUCAUACGUACUAUGGUAAUCACUCAAAAGAGAGUAACAAUUGGCACUGGUGGAGCAAUCACAAGUCGUAGUAUAGAAACAGAAGAAUACCAAGAAAUCUUACUGAAAGCUUCUGCUUUAUUAACUUCGAUAAGUCUAAGCUUAGGCUGUCAUGGACGUUUUGAUCUGAGUUGAAGUAGGAUAAGUUCGAAUGUACUUAUCUGCUCGUUCAAAUAUAUUUAUAUUCUCUAUAUGAUGACUCGUAUAUGCUGUAUUGUACUUUUAUUAGCUUCUCUUCUACGUGCUUGUUUAUAUUUCAUGGAUAUCAUACAACCUUAUCAGCAACACAGUCUUUGCUGUGGAAGAAGCACUUGGCCCAUUCCUCCGCCAGUUCCUUUGUAAUAAAUUGAAUAUCUGAACUUCUGCGAAACCUUGCUCUAGCAUCUUUCAAAAAUGAGUCCUUUUUAGAGUACCAUCUAGAGCUCCAAGGCUGUAAAUUUUUUUUCCACAACUCGAGCUCUUCUUGCUCUGUGAAGACCGCACCCGACAUACUCUUGUUC
This is a messenger RNA of Galdieria sulphuraria, 2552 nucleotides long. Its product is annotated as para-aminobenzoate synthetase component I. Bases 7 to 2187 code for a protein of 726 amino acids. The record is from RefSeq and is a predicted model, not a curated record. The transcript is spliced from 2 exons. NCBI's taxonomy places the organism in Eukaryota, Rhodophyta, Bangiophyceae, Galdieriales, Galdieriaceae. Gene Ontology annotation, biological process: L-tryptophan biosynthetic process; folic acid-containing compound biosynthetic process.